AUGCUCAACUUUGGACUGUCCAGCUACGUGAACAGUUCAGACGCACGUUUCGCCCUUCGCGCUUGUACGGCCGACUGGGAUGCCAACGCAGCGGUUACCAACGUCACGCGGACUUCCGCGGAAGCCAACCAGAAAAUAUUCACAUCACCGCUUGAGUUGGGCCACGCAGGCGCCGCUGUUGGCCCAUCGAUGAACGUGAGGCAUGCCGUGUAUGCCCUGCAACAGCUGCAGGCAUAUCUGGGCCAGGAUGUGUCAACCGGGAACGGGGUCAUUAAUUUUGCGUAUGCAAAGAAAGCCGUCGUCGGCUUAUAUGUUGGCCCCGGGCUUGAGGCUCAGGGAAUUGCAUCUUCUGUCAUCGAUGAGUUGAUUGAAGAACUCGGCAGCAAUGAUGUUUCAGAGACUCUUGUGGUCCAAAAUUGCGAGGCAAACAGUGUUAGAUACUCCAUGGGAAUUGCAGUCAACUUCAAUUCAGACCUGGGCUUCAUCCAGCAGGCCGUUCAAACCUGGAGAAACAACAGAUGUGUGGACAAUCUCAAAGUGAAUGACUCGUGGAAGACUCUCACUUUCUUUGCUCCUUCUGUCGUGCAUAAUGACAGCUCGACAGCAUCCCAUCCAGCUCGCAGUCAAGUUGGCCGCGCCAACACCUGUACCAGCAAGCAGGUGGUCUUAGGGGACAGCUGCCCGGGCCUUGCAACCGAGUGUGGAAUUACCGCCUCCGACUUUACGAGAUAUAACCCCAAACUCCCGUGCAAUAAUCUCCCCGAAGGCCAACACGUCUGUUGUACGGCGGGCGACUUGCCAGACUACAGUCUAAAGCCGGACAGCGACGGCAACUGCGCCAAACACAUGAUCGCUUUGGGCGAUGUUUGUAGCGUUCUAGCCGCGCAAUAUGGGGUUACUGUUGAGGAUAUCGAGAAUUGGAACAACAACACGUGGGCGUGGAAUGGCUGCGGUAACAUGCAACCGGACAACUGGAUGUGUCUGAGCUCUGGCUGGCCGCCGAUGCCGACAAACGUGAAGAAUGCCGUUUGUGGUCCCCAGAUGAACGACACGGCCACUGCGCCGCAUGGCACGGAUCUCAAUAAGUUGAAUCCAUGUCCUCUCAACGCCUGUUGCGAUAUCUGGGGCCAAUGCGGAACUACAACCGACUUCUGCACUCCCACCGAUUCGCCCACCGGUGCUCCUGGCACGGCAGCCAAAGACACCAACGGGUGUAUUUCGGACUGCGGCACCCAGAUUCUGGUGUCGUCGCCGCCACCGGAGUUCUUCUCCAUUGCUUACUUCUUGGCGUCGGACUGGUCUCGCCCCUGUCUGACCAUGUCUGUUACGGAUAUUGACAAAGGCCGGUAUACCCACAUUCAUUUCUCGUUCUUGACGAUCAACCCGGACUUUUCACUGAACACCACUCUGAUUGAAUCCCAACUGCCCUUUUUGGUUGGUAUGAGUGGAAUCAAGCGUAUUGUCUCGGUGGGUGGCUGGGAUUUCUCGGCCAGCCCGGAGACGUACAACAUCUUCCGCACCGCAAUGGCGGCGGAGAAUCGCGGCACGCUGGUAGACAACAUCAUCGACUUCCUGAAUGACAACGACCUGGAUGGUGUGGACUGGGAUUGGGAAUAUCCCGGGGAGCCGGACAUUCCAAACAUUCCACCAUCUCCUGAGAGCGAUAGUACUAACUACUUUUUAUUCCUCAAUUCGCUGAGAAGCAGCAUGGCGACCAAGGCUCCAGGGAAGACUAUCUCGGUGACUGCUCCGGCGUCCUUCUGGUAUCUCAAGGGCUUCCCCAUUCAGGCCAUUAGUCUGGUGUCGGACUAUAUUGUCUUGAUGACCUAUGAUCUACAUGGGCAAUGGGACUAUGACAAUUCCUUUGCGGACACUGGCUGUCCUGCUGGCAACUGUCUGCGCUCACAUGUCAACAUUACCGAGACCAUGAAUGCCCUGUCUAUGGUGACUAAGGCCGGCGUCCCAUCGAAGCAGCUGAUCGUUGGUGUCUCCAGCUAUGGUCGGUCUUUCGGCAUGACCACGCCUUGGGUACCGCAGCAGAAACGGUAA
Molecule: messenger RNA, 2049 nt
Organism: Penicillium manginii
Lineage: Eukaryota; Fungi; Ascomycota; Eurotiomycetes; Eurotiales; Aspergillaceae
Product: class v protein
Exons: 1
Coding region: 1-2049 (682 amino acids)
Biological process (GO): carbohydrate metabolic process
Molecular function (GO): chitin binding
Source: RefSeq, a predicted model, not a curated record